CAACAAGUUACUCCGCAGAUUCAUUCGACUUUUUGGUGAAGACUUCCGUUUAACGUAAUAUGCCGGAUUGAGUGUGAAAUUUAACAUUCAUAUCAAGCCAUCAUGGCUUUGAAGUGGUUUUUCAUCUUUAUUUUUGUCAGCUAUUUGAAUACAGUGUCUCUUCAACCUAAGGUUGUGUAUAAACCAACUGAGUUUCCAUACUCAAAAUGUUCUGAAAAUGGUGUGAACCGAGUGAAUUGUGAAAAGCUUAAUAUGAGUUACGAUAGACAAGAUAAAGAGAGCGUGUGGCCACCAGGGCCAUACGCAAUACCAAUGUGUAAAUAUGGCUGUCCAGAAUCACAGUCUCGAGGAUGGUCGAAAAGCAUUUUAAAAGUCAAGAUGGUAGAAUUUAGUAAAAAUUCAGAAAGUGUCCCUACAGUGUUGGAUAGGUAUCGGGAACCCUAUACUUCAUUCAUAAAUGAUGACUAUUUUAAAUCGCCGCAUCGUAAAGAAAAUUGGACGCAUUUUCAUUUCUGCGUGAAAUUCCGUAAUGACAUUGCACUUGAUAGGGAACAAUGGAUUCCAGGAAACUACAGCAUUUAUAAGAUAGGAUCUUCAUGUCCUAUGGAAUUUGAAGAAUCCACUAGAACAUUUCCUGUCACUGAAUUUGUGUCGCACGGUCAUGUUCCAGAGAUUUUGGGGCAAUCUGAAAAACGCUUUAACUAA
This is a messenger RNA of Ruditapes philippinarum (Manila clam), 705 nucleotides long. RefSeq lists its product as uncharacterized. The coding region runs from base 103 to 705 and encodes 200 amino acids. Lineage: Eukaryota; Metazoa; Mollusca; Bivalvia; Venerida; Veneridae. The transcript has 5 exons. The record is from RefSeq and is a predicted model, not a curated record.